Messenger RNA from Pseudovirgaria hyperparasitica, 1765 nucleotides. Its product is annotated as kinase-like protein. The transcript has a single exon. Gene Ontology annotation, biological process: protein phosphorylation. The coding region runs from base 313 to 1719 and encodes 468 amino acids. NCBI's taxonomy places the organism in Eukaryota, Fungi, Ascomycota, Dothideomycetes, Acrospermales, Acrospermaceae. The record is from RefSeq and is a predicted model, not a curated record. Gene Ontology annotation, molecular function: ATP binding; protein kinase activity.
UUCCUUCCAUGUCCUUACUUUCCCAAGACUGCGCCCAACAGUCCAUUGUCAUGGUCCCGGAUGCUAUGCAUCAAAGUACGACCUUCCCUAACAGCAUGUGGCCCCAUAAAUGGAGGAUUGGCGUUGCAGCCAGCGAAUCACCUGCGUGCGCCCGCCGCUGAGCAGCGAGGCUGUGACUUGAAUGCAGAAUGCAGCGAGACGCGAUGACAGCCUUCUCACUCUUCUUCGAGAGGCUGCUCACGCUCCCAUCAUUGAACUUGUACCUCUUGUGUUGUACCAAGCGUGUCUUGACCUGCUCAAAGCCUGGACAACAUGUCUUGGGGCUGGGAUGCUGGUCUCGAUGACCUGAAGGACUCCACUGGAAUCUCAAGUCCUGUAAUCGCGCGUCAGAGUGUCAGUGCUAUGAACGGGCAUGGUGAUGCGAGUCCUCGGGUGUCUAUACCGGGUGUGUAUCAAUAUUUCGAGUAUCAUAAGUACCAUACAAACUGCUCACCGCCGCCGGACCUCCAACCGACUACAUACGAUUGGGACUGGUGCGACCGAGGAAGCUCUCAUGUUGAAUUUACGCGGGAGGAGAAGGUUCCGUUGGUCGAAGGAAGGCUUCUGGGGCACGGCGUCCACGGCGGCGUGUAUGAGACUGUAGUUCAAGGCAAAGCAAUCGCCUGGAAACGCAAAUUCACCAGAAGACAACUGGGUGACAGGGAAAGAAAAGAAAUUGACAUUUUGAAGAAAUUGCGGCAUCGUCACAUCAUCCAAUUGGUCGGAACCUAUACGAAAGGGCCUAUCGUUGGACUUUUACUGUACCCGGUCGCUACCUGCGACCUAGCCUCGUUCAUGGAAGAUGUUGACCAUCUGUACCAUGAAGACAGUGACGGACACGACGCUAGUCAGUAUGCCCUAUCCAGACUUCGAAUAUCUCAUCUUCUAUGUGAAGACACGCCUAACCAGGACUCGAUAUCUACUCGACUAUACAACACUAUUGGCUGCACAGCUUCCGCAAUUGCGUACUUGCACGAUAAUAAAAUCAAGCACAAGGACUUGAAACCAGCAAAUAUCCUACUCGGCCAGGACGGCAGGCUUUGGCUGACCGAUUUUGGCACCUCGUCGGACUUCUCGACAGAUGCCGAAAGUGUUACGGAAGGUGGCGAACGUGGCACUCCGAAAUACUUUGCCCCGGAAGUUGCGGCGUACGAGGGUGCUGGUAGGUCGGCGGAAAUGUUCUCCUUUGGAUGCAUCAUCUUGGAGAUUGUCGGUAUCUGUAACGGCUAUUCUUUGAAAGAGUUGGAAGCUCUCAGGCCAGCCAGAGACCGAUCAUUCCAUGCCAAUCUAGAUCAUAUCGUGAACUGGUUCAACGUCAUAGCUCUGAACUCUCUACGAGACACGUUCUUGAUGACUGAUGUGCGGAUGAUGCUGCGUCAUCAGCCACCAUCUCGACCAGGUAUCAAGCACUUGAACGCCAACCUGCAACUACUAGACGAGAUAGUAGGACCUACAAAACUGUGCCAGACUUGUUGCGCCCCAAUCCACAUCUGGUCGAAAUUUGGACAAGUCAAAGAAAUGGAGGACCUAACCAUUACCUACGGGAAUUCGUACGAAGACCGCCCCGGUGAAACCCGGUUCAAGUGGUGUUUCUUCCUGUGGCCAUCUAAUCCAGAUGUCAUUGAUAAAGUAAUAUGUUUUCUGGUAAGCGUCCCACAGUUAAUGUUCAGUCCAUCAUGACAGGCACAAGGGAACCCCACAAGUUGAUUUAUGAUCGCAGCACCCU